Molecule: messenger RNA, 1042 nt
Organism: Panicum hallii
Lineage: Eukaryota; Viridiplantae; Streptophyta; Magnoliopsida; Poales; Poaceae
Product: transcription initiation factor TFIID subunit 8-like
Exons: 1
Coding region: 118-861 (247 amino acids)
Cellular component (GO): transcription factor TFIID complex
Molecular function (GO): protein heterodimerization activity
Source: RefSeq, a predicted model, not a curated record
AAUAGAAAGAAACAGCCGCUUAAAAAACGCAAACCGAAAACAUAGCAUAAAACCACCAGUCGCGAGGAUCUGGCGCUAGGGUUUUAGGCCUUUUUUUUCUCGCCGUCGCCGCCAUGUAUGGCAACUCCGGCCAAGCGCCCCUCUAACGCGGCGGGGGCCUCGCCCGUCCCCCGCCGCCACCAGGCCGCGGUCUCCACGGUCUCCACCGCCCAGAUCCUCCGCGCCUCCGGCUACUCUGCCGCGGAGGCGGCCGCGCUCCGCGCGCUCUCCGACAUCGCCGGCCGCUACAUCGAGUCCCUGGGCCGCGCCGCCGCGGCCUUCGCCGAGGUCCACGGCCGCACGGAGCCAAACGUCGCCGACGUCGUCCUCGCGCUCGAGGACCACGCGCUCGGCGGCUUCCCCGGCGCUUCCGACCCCGCGCGGCCCGUGCUCUGCUCCGGUGCGCUCGCGGAGCUCGCCGGGUUCGUCGACGCUGUGACGGAGGUGCCGUUCGCGAAGCCCCUGCCGAGGAGGGAUCCGGGCUCCGGCGCCGGCAAGGGGUGGGAGAGCUUCGCGGCUGCGGAGAGGGAGCCGCCGCUGAGGCACGUUCCGCAGUGGCUGCCCCGCUUCCCCGAGGGGUGGGAGGAGCGGCUGCACGGCCGCGGCGGCGAGGCAGAGGCGAAGGACGAGGAGGACGCGGGGGAGGUGGUGGCCGUGAUGGCCAACGGUAACGGCGUGGAGAACGGCAGGAGAGCCGUGCCGGAGAACAGGGAGAAGGUUUCGUUCUGCUUGAGGGAGAAGCGGCGGCGGCAUGCGGUGCCACCGGAGAAGUUCGGUGGCGCCUUGGAACGAUUCGUGAAAAAAAAAGAAAAGUUCCUGUAAAAUAUCAUCAAAAGAUGAGUGUUCCUGGUUGCGCUUGCGCAUCGAUCCCGCGACGUAGCUGGCCGCGGACGCGGGCCUAGCCUAUGAGUGUUUGCGAGACUGUAGACCACCGCGGCAGAGCAUGCUCCGGUAGUAAAAUUCCACUGAUUAAAUUAUUUAUUUAUCACGAGUAUGAUCUUUU